AUGGCGACUCUCCGCUGCGACGCGACCGUCCUCGGCGCCGUAUCUUCCGCCGCUUUUGCGGGCCGUCAAAACCUUCAGGCUCAACGCGGCGAGGCGCGUGUGGUGUGCAAGAAGGAGGGCAUCCACCCCAAGUUCUACAAGGAGGCUAAAGUGUUUUGCAAUGGCGAGGAGGUGAUGACCACCAUGGGCACGCAGGAGAAAUACGUCGUCGACGUCUGGUCAGGCAACCACCCACUGUUCCAGGGCAGCAAGAACACGCUGCUGACAGAGGCUGGGCGAGUGGACAAGUUCAACCAGCGGUACGGCGCCCUCGGCACCAUGUCCAAGAUCCCCGUCCUCGAUAAGGGCGAAAUCGUUAUUGUCAAGAAGUCCAAGGCGCCGGCCAAGAAGGGUGGCAGGAGAUGA
Closterium sp. Yama58-4 is the source of this 405-nucleotide messenger RNA. The record is from the annotation of a GenBank genome assembly. Lineage: Eukaryota; Viridiplantae; Streptophyta; Zygnematophyceae; Desmidiales; Closteriaceae.